Molecule: messenger RNA, 1901 nt
Organism: Exophiala oligosperma
Lineage: Eukaryota; Fungi; Ascomycota; Eurotiomycetes; Chaetothyriales; Herpotrichiellaceae
Exons: 1
Coding region: 33-1742 (569 amino acids)
Biological process (GO): transmembrane transport
Molecular function (GO): transmembrane transporter activity
Source: RefSeq, a predicted model, not a curated record
CGCAGACUCAAACAGGUACAUUUUCCCCGAGGAUGAGCGAGGUGAGUUUUGAGCCGAGUACUUACACCACUCUGGCAGACCAUCAUUUGCAGCAACAACCCAGCGAACACUUGCAACGCUCCGAUAACACCUUGACCGAACAGCCUCCGAUAAUCGAGCCUUCUGUCGACAGAGUAAAUUUGAGUUCCAGAGAUCCGAAAAAGAUAAUAUCAUUCAGUUCUAGUGACCCAGAAAGUCCAUACAACUGGAGCAAGAAGAAGAAGGCCCUCGUUUUCAUUGCGGGAAUCAUCACGGUAAUCAAUAGCACGCUGAGCUCGUCUCUACCCAGCAAUGCGAUCGACUUCAUCGCUCGAGACUUUGGCGUGACCAGUCAAUUGCAACUUCCUCUACCAAUCUCUUGUUUCCUGGCCGGCUAUGUCGUGGGACCAACAGUGUGCGGUCCACUUUCUGAACACGUUGGUCGAAAACCCGUCUUCUUUAGUUUCUUUCUCUUCGCUACUAUUUUCAGCAUGGCUUGUGCCGUAGCUCCCAACUGGCCAGCUCUGUUGAUUUUCCGAUUUCUGUGCGGAGUAGGGUCGUCUGGGCCGAUUUCGGUUGUGGGAGGAUUAUAUGCUGAUAUAUACAAUGAUCCCCGGCAGCGAGGAGUGGCAAUGGCUUGGUACAUGGUUGCGACAACAUUUGGGCCGGUUCUCGCACCAAUGAUAUCGGGUUUUAUCAGUGAGAACACCACGUGGCGGUGGACCUUUGCCGUUGGCACAUUGUUCGCCGUGGCCACGAUCCCGCUGGUUUACAUCAUGCCGGAGAGCUAUACACCGGUGUUGCUAAGUCGGAGGGCCAAAAAACUUCGCAAGGAAACGGGCGAUCCGGAGAUUAUCGCACCUACUGACCUUCAGAAAAAGACCUUUCGGCACGUCCUCACGGUGGUCAUGACAAGACCGUACAGAAUGCUUUUCCGUGAGGUAAUUGUCAUGUGCACCUGUGCCUACCUCGCUCUGGUAUACGGUAUAUUUUAUAUCUACUUCGAAGCCUACCCGAUGAUCUUCCAAGGCCCUGAUUCGAUAUACAAAUGGUCUUAUGGCCUAGCGGGGCUUGCCUUUUUGCCGAUUGGUUUUGGGAGCAUUUUUGCAGCGCCUAUCUUUCUGUGGUGGGAUUCCUACCUAGCGAAAGCGCAGAAACGCAAAGAGAAAUGGGCAGAGAAAGAAGAGUACCGACGACUUCCGCUGGCCUGUCUUGGUGGUCCGCUGUACGUGGUGUCGAUUUUCUGGCUUGGUUGGAGCGCAAAGCCUGGGGUUUUUUGGCUUGCACCUGUUGCCUCGGGCGUCAUAUUCGGCAUGGCGUUCUUACUCAUCUUCAUGGCAAUGUUGAACUAUUUGACUGAUGCCUAUGAGAUAUUUGCUGCAAGCGCUCAAGGUAUUGCAAGCACUUGUCGCAGCUCUCUGGGAGUUUUGCUUCCACUUGCAGGACAUAAAAUGAUGUCGAGACUCGGCAUCGCAUGGGCGUGCAGUGUAUUGGGAUUCUUGAGCAUGGGAAUGUGUUUGAUACCCUUUGCUUUCAUCUGGUUCGGCGACAAGAUCCGAGACAAUAGCAAGUUUUGCAAAGAAUUGAAAGAGCUCAAAGCACGAGCUGCGGCUGAAGAAGACGAGAAAGAAAGCAGCCAGAUGAGCCUCGCAGCAACGGCUCACGGGAUGAUGAACGAUGACGAAUGCCAGAAGACCACGGAGAAAGUGUAUAGCAAGGUAUGACAUCUGUGGUUGCUUGCUGUCAAGAGUCAGCGGCUCUGGAACACGUAUGGAAGUGAGGCGGCGACUACUUCAUCCGACAUAGCGCGGUGUUAUCGGGGUUGAGAUAGCCGAUAUGCAGCCACUGUUUCAUCUUUUUCUCGACGCCGCCGUUGAUAGAGG